UUUUCCUCCGCAAUUGCUUGGCACUGUAGAAUACUCCAUCCACUAACAGCCACCAUUACUCUAACUCUUUUUGCUGUAGUUAAUUUGCUGUAGUUACAUUCUCUCAACUGCCUAUUUUUACUUGUCCCUUUCCCUUUCUUUCUUGGUAGUAAGAGGUCUCUAGAGUUCCUACAGAGCACGGCGAGCAUGGCGAGCGGUGGCGAAGAGACUACUCAGGCCCUCAAGCGCUAUCGCUCGGCUUCUAUGGAAGAGCUUGGCGAAAAGAAAGAAAGCGAAAAUGAGUUGACUGAGGUUACUGCAAUGAACAUUCCCGAAGAGCUCUGGGCAUACAUAAUGACUUUUGUAGAGGAUACCGACCUCCGGACCUUAUGCCGGGUCAAUCACUUGCUGCGCCGCCAAGCUUCUGACAAAAUCCUCUGGCGCAGAUACAUCGUCCUUCGUAACCGCCACCGUGUAUCCAGCCGUCUCUUCGUUUACCCCCAACGUCCUACCCGCAAAGACCUGGUUGAAUGGAAUAUCCUUCGCACUAUGCCAUUCCGCCAGGACGAUGUUGGGUACAUUAAUAAUCCCAUACGUGUUGCUCACUGGACGGCACGCGAAGUCCUGCGGAAAUGUAUCCUAUUCACGACACUACGGAGAGGGCUUGAGGAACGUCCAAGUGUCCAGUCUUUGGAAUCUAUGAAAGUCCUGCGUACAGAUCCCUAUACUGCACUGAUACUUUGCCCGAGUAUCAAGCCAAAAGUUCGCUUCUUUGAAGAUUUGUGUGUAAAUGGCGCAGCCGUAGUUGCCGAAGAAGCGUAAUGUCGGCAAGAGCGACGUGGCGUAUAUUGACAUGGAGUGGUUUCGUUGCAUUUGACAUGGACCUCGGUUAUUCCUACUAUUAUUUUUAUUUUGUUGCUGUUUCGAUCUAUAUGCGUUAGGACUAUUGCUUUCUGAGUGGAUUUGGGUCUCUUUUAGAUAGUGUUAUUUCCAGCUUUACUAGCUUCAUUGUGUAGAUAUAAUCAUAGCAUUUUGGUUACUCGCUUGACCUUUAUAUCAUUAUCUUAAGCAGUUGAGAUGAUACAAUGGUACAGUUGCCGGCUCCAAAUCUGC
Spizellomyces punctatus DAOM BR117 is the source of this 1092-nucleotide messenger RNA. RefSeq lists its product as uncharacterized. The coding region runs from base 187 to 801 and encodes 204 amino acids. Gene Ontology annotation, molecular function: protein binding. The record is from RefSeq and is a predicted model, not a curated record. The transcript is spliced from 2 exons. NCBI's taxonomy places the organism in Eukaryota, Fungi, Chytridiomycota, Chytridiomycetes, Spizellomycetales, Spizellomycetaceae.